AAAUGUUCACAGAGUUUUCUCUGCACGAAGAGGAAAAGUCAUGGAAGUUUUCACGAAAUGACGUUGAGUGCUUUUUCAUUUCAGAAGUAAAGUAUGACAGGAAGUCUACAACGUUGAAAACCGAGAUACGUGGUCUGGCAGUUUCACCGUCGAAAAAUAAACGUUUUGCCGAUUUCGGCAACUCUCGAAUGUUUUUCAGCACAGCAGUACAGCUCUCCGAUGCAAAUUCAAAACUGAACUGACACGUCAAAAUGUCUGGGUGACACUGAACAUUCGAUGAACUCUUUCAUAAGAUACUACAUCAAAGCUCGAGGAGAAGAUUGGAGAAGUUGCCAAGAUCUGAACCGUUCCUCCCAUCGGACGACUCUUUUUUACUGUAAAAAAAAGAUCAUUUAGAAAGACAUGGUCGUGUGAAAAGAAAUUUGAAGUCCCGAUCAAGAAUAAUCGGUUUUACACGACGGCUUUUAGAGGACGGCAAGCGAUCAACAGAAAUGAUAGAUAAAGUUCUCAACGCUGGUCAGUUUUUUGAGAAAGAAGGGAAUCAACAUAAAAAUGCCUGCAGGUCACUUUUGUCUCAGGUAGUGGCUACAAUAGUUUUGGGUGGUCUAGUUUUUGAUAUCGGUAUGAUGACAACAAUGCCCACACUGGUGAUAGGUGCACUCCAUAAGAACUCUGCGGGGGAAUUGAAGAUGAAUGAUGAUCAGGCGUCCUGGUUUGGGAGCAUAAUAUUCUUCGCGCAUCCGAUGGGGGCGUUGAUCUCCGGGUACCUCCAAGAGCGUUUCGGGCGCAGAGGGAGUAUGAUCCUGGUCAACGUCCCGGUCUUGGCGGCGUGGCUCACCCUCCACUUAGCCGACUCUGUCUACCAGCUCCACCUCGUCUCCGUUCUCAUGGGCCUCUGCGUCGGCUUCUGCGAGGCGCCGCUCCACUCCUACAUCGGCGAGGUCGCCGAGCCCCAUCUCCGGGGCACCAUCUCCACCUUGGUUUGCAUCGCCGGCCACACCGGGGGGGUUCUCCUUCAUGUGCUCGGGUAUUUAGCUCAAUGGCGGACGACCGCGCUCUUCUGCGGUGCGGUUCCCGCAAUCACCUUCUUCGCCAUGACCCAGAUCCCGGAAUCUCCGACGUGGCUAAUCCUGAACAGCCGUUUGAAGGAGGCGCAGAAGGCUCUCGGCUGGGUGAGAGGAUGGGUCGAAGCGGAGGUGGUACAUGAGGAAUUUCAAAGGCUGCUUGAACACGCCGCAGUUGCACCCAAGUCCCGACGAGUUAGCACCUUCGAGGGACAGAAAUAUGAAAUGGUUCCGUUGACUGAGGAUGGGACUCCUCAAAAAAGUACACAAGAGACUGAGAGCUUCCUGAGAAUUAAAUGUCGAGAACUGAGCGACCAGAAAAUGUUUCGCCCGCUUCGAAUGGUGUUCAUAGUUUUCAUUUUUAGCUUCGCAACACAGCUGAUGGGGAUGCGACCGUUCCUGGUCAAUAUAUUCAAUGAAUUCGGCCUCCAAAUCGACAGCCAGCUUGUUGUGGCCUUGACGAGGUUUUCUCUCCUCGUCGGUGCCAUUUUGAACGUGACACUUUUGAGGCGAUUCGGUAAAAGGAAGUUGACGUUGCUCUGCCAAGCGGCGGCCACUGUGUCCAUCAUUUUACUCGGCGUCUAUUGUUCCAUUUUCGACGAAACGAAUCGAAAUGCAAGCCUUUCAUGGAUCCCAAUCUCACUGAUGACAAGUGUCUAUUUUUUCAUUGGAUUCAGUUUGACCAUUCUUCCAUGGCAACUUUGCGCUGAGGUUUUCCCUAUCAGGGGCCGUGGUGCCGCACAGGGACUUUCAGCCGGCUGGAGCUACUACGUGCGUUUCGGAAUGUCUGUGACUUACCUGUACCUUGAGAAGUGGAUACGGCUAAGUGGAGUCUUCUACUUGUACGGGGUGAUUUCGGUGAUCGGCUUUUGGUACUACUGGCGCUACCUGCCGGAGACCGAGGGCAAAUCACUCGAGCAGAUUGAAUCUUACUUUACAGACAACCAUGACAAGACGGAGAAAUUCUCCAGGGUGAAAAGCAAAUAAGGAUUUCCCAACAUAUCGGGGAGAAGUUAGAAAUUUUGGAAGCAAAAUCAUUAUAAACGUCGAAUUUUUGAUUAGGUGAACUGCUGUUCUGAGGAAGAGCGCAUGUCAUCGCUCCUUUGACUUAAGGGCGUAGCUCAAUUUCCACGUGAAACCUGUUUUACAUGUAAAUCCUUAAUGUCUGGGGCUCAUCCGGAUAUCGAGAUACGUCCUUGUAAUAACAUAAUAUUUAGUUUAAAGAAAAGUUAUGAUUAUUUUUCGUCGUAAUUUUAAAAUUAAAGAGAAUCAGGCCUUCGUGUAUGGAGGAAAAUUCAGGGAGCGGUUUGCAUAAAUUGCAAUCCAAAAGUUGUAAAUCGAAAUGUUAUACAAAUUAAAGUCAUCGUUUCAAAAAA
Messenger RNA from Bemisia tabaci, 2440 nucleotides. RefSeq names its product facilitated trehalose transporter Tret1. Gene Ontology annotation, cellular component: membrane. NCBI's taxonomy places the organism in Eukaryota, Metazoa, Arthropoda, Insecta, Hemiptera, Aleyrodidae. The record is from RefSeq and is a predicted model, not a curated record. Gene Ontology annotation, molecular function: transmembrane transporter activity. Gene Ontology annotation, biological process: transmembrane transport.